Molecule: messenger RNA, 4410 nt
Organism: Schistosoma haematobium
Lineage: Eukaryota; Metazoa; Platyhelminthes; Trematoda; Strigeidida; Schistosomatidae
Exons: 4
Coding region: 2114-3721 (535 amino acids)
Biological process (GO): transmembrane transport
Molecular function (GO): transmembrane transporter activity
Source: RefSeq, a predicted model, not a curated record
CGCGCUUCACGAAAGUUGCGUUGCGAAUGUGCAACUGAUGGUCAAGGAUAGGUCCAUUGAAGAUGGGAGCUUCUAAAUGUCGCAACCGAUGAAAUCUUUCGUUCCAUAUCACAAAGGGGCUGAAAGAGGGAGCAAGUAAAAGAAAGGACGAGAGGCAGAGUAGUCAAUAUUCAUGAAGGAAUGUUUAAGAAAUUUGCUCUGAGGGCACAGUUAGGAAACGUCUGACGUCUGGAACAAACUUGACGUACGUAAUAUAUAUUUGAUAGGCUAUCAAUAUAUCGAGAAUCGUCUGAUCUAAUCUGGCUAGCGAUUGCAAGGGUUGUUGAACACGGUGUUCCCACUUGUGAUCUGGUGCGGAUACAUGACCGAGCGCCUUCAGCUAGGUGAGUCCAUUAAAACCAAUGUGAUCAGCAUUCAAUGUCGAAAACUUACAGAGAUAUUUAUUUUGGGGACUUAUUUACCGCUACAAAUGUUUUAAUACGUAUAUUUCGUACAAUCGUUGAUUCAAACAAACGGCCGGAGAAACGGAGCAAAGAAAGCUAAGAGAAGGGAGCAAAGCUAAACGACGCGCAGUGCAGUCAAGUGAGCCAGCUCACUUUAGCCAAGCGUGAAUCGAUAUUUAUAGUCGACCAAUGUAAGUCACAGACAUAUGGUGCGUAAGAUACGAAAUGCACUAAAUACCACAACAUAAAAACAGAAUUAACAAGCGAAUAAUUGACAGGCUUGAGAACAAUGAAUAGAUUUGUCUAGAGGCUGGAAAAAAUUAUAUGGGCUUAACAUAGUAUCAGCUCGUACACUAUAAAUCAGUACACAAAUCACAUCUCUAUUAAACUGCUUAAAUGCGACUGUUUUGGAUUACAGUAAUGGGUCUAUAGUAGUCUUACGAGCUUUUCCUAUGCGCCGCUUAAAAAUUUUGCAGUUUCUACGAUACAUUGCAGAUAACUAUAACUGUAGUUGAUUUUCAAUAGCCAUCUUGAUUUUACCUUUAUAGUAAUGGGAGAGAUAUGGUAUUUAUUGCUCAUCAUCAUUCGUUGUCAAAACCACAAAUAUUAAAACUGAACACACGAAUAUCCAAUAGGACCUCGGUUCUGCAUCGAAAUACCUAAUUUCUGCUUUCCGGUAGUCACUCCCUAUAACCGUCGGGGACAAUGCUGGCUUAACUUUGCCCUUGCUAUGAAGGAUCUUAAAUGAUUUUAAUUCAAGAUGAACAUUUAAUCUUCAAGUGUUUUUAUUCUAACUAUACUUACCACUAUUUCUAGUAUGGUUUUUUGCACUAUGUUAGUUAUUUUGCCGAGACCUAGUACAACCAAUACUGUUAUAUUUACUGACAUUAUUAACUUCAGAACCGUGAAAUAAGGGUGUAUUAGAAGUGAUUUGCUGUGCAAGAGGAAGGAAAUCUUUAAGUUCAUUCUUUUUGUCAACCAACUUAACUCGGACUGACUUGUUUCUUCUUGAUGAGAACAUCCCAAAACAGGUUCUACAGUUAACCGAAGUAUAAUGUUCAGUAAUUUCCAACGAAACAGAAAUAUCUAGUAAUAACACAAUAUUAUCAACAUGAACAAAGUGGUUCAGUAAAAGUAGUCAACAGUUCCAACAGAGACGAAUGUAUUCAGUUAUUCACAGCAACUUCUCGUGUUCUUCCAAAGCCAAAUCACUUUUUAAUCAGCGCAAUAACAAUACAUUAAUUUAAUCUUAAUCCAUUAAGUAUCUUGUGCUUCCUGCCAUUAUAAUUUUGAUUUUAAAAAUUGAACUAGUCGAAAUGUUUCGUAUUGUAAAUAUAUUAAUCUGAGUAUUUGUCUGUGUGAUCAGUUGUAUAUAUUUGAUAUCGGAGUUAUGUAAACUAUAGGAAAAUUUUUGUUUUCUUCUAUCCUAAACUUUAUUUCUCAAGUAUAUAAUGAGUGACUGAAAUUCGCUAAAACAUUUUAGUUGGAAUCACUAGUAGGGUUAGACAGAAUAAUAACAAGAUAGAGGGGUGGAAUAAACAAGACAGACACGUACCACUAUAAUGACAUACAGAGUUUAUAAGGAAAAACAUCAGGAGUAUAAAACAAAUAUCAAAAGAGAAAGAAAGUAAUACAACUAAAAUACGUUGUGAAGAUUUAUAACAUUUGCUAUGACAAAAGAAGAAGCAACAUCUCAAUUAACUCGAAGCAUAUUUCACACAAUUUAUGCGAAGUUUUCACAAGCCCGUGUAAAACUAUAUGGAUGGCGUCAUUUAGGAUGGUUGGUUUUGUUGGUUGCUGCACUGAAUGUUGUUUGCAUAGGAGGAAAAAGAAGGGCAUUCGGAAUAUUUGUUGCUGCUCUACACAAAGCUUAUAAUGACACGAGCAUGACGGAAUUGAAUUGGGUUGGUGACAGUUAUGCUGCAGUUGGAUUCUUUUUAAUGCCUUUCGCUACAACAGCAAUAAUUCGAUGGAAUCGACCAUAUAGAUGUACCAUGCUUCUAGCCGGUUUAUUGAUUUUUAUAAGUUGUAUGACAUCAGCAGUGGUGCCUAGUCCAGGGUAUCUAUUCCUGACUCAUACACUAAUACAUGGCCUUGGAUCUACACUUAUUUUAUGUGGGACAAGUCUUGUAACAGAAGAGUAUUUUGACAGAUCUCAUCGAUUUCAUGUUUUAGCAACUGCAUUUGUUUCCGGUGGACCUUAUGGUGUACUAAUAUUUGGUCCAUUGUAUUCAAACUUAAUACAAAGCUACGGUUGGCAAGUGGCAUUUCAACUAAGUGGAUUACUUUUCUUACUCGUGACAUCUUUAGCCGGGAUUGUUUUUAUUUCGCGUGAUAUAUUUGAAUAUAACCAAGCUAUUCUGGAGCUUUCUGAUUCUUUUGAAGAAAAUACCAUGAACAAAGCCUUACGAAAGGAUCCUUUAUUGCUACGUAAUUCUCCGAAAGCCAGUGAUGGACGUGGAUGGGCUUUUUGCUCAGUUGAACAUUUGAAAAAUAAUCCGCAGGUGUUCGUCUGGGGAUUUGAACGCUUACUUCAUAAUCUCGUAAUAUAUGGUUUACUAAUGAACAUGACAGCUUAUGUAAGUCAGGCAUUAAAUGAUCAACUGGUAUUGGGUGCCCGAGUUAAUUUAUACUUUGGUAUAGGAGAAUCAGUCGUAUUUACACUUGGAGCUUUAAUUGGUGAUCGUAUACGAGGUUAUUUAGCAGUCGCCUACUUUAUUGGAGCACUAUUUGCAGCUUUAUUUUUGGUUAUUAUGCAAAAUACAUAUGAAGAUUUAAAUGUUGUUUAUGUACUGGCUGGAUUUACUGGUGCUACUGUUGGUGUAGGCAAUACAUUUCUAUAUGCUACAUCAGAAGAGAUAAUGAUGGUUCAUGGAUCGAUUGCAUUUCCUAUGACAAAAAUGAUUGCCGGUAUUGGUAUGUUGUUAGCACCAUUAUUCUCUGGUGCAAUUAUUGAUGGAUUUGGAUAUGGUGGAUUUUUUAUUAGUAUGGCAAUUUUAGUGUCAAUAAGGGCUAUUCUCUUAGGUCUCAUAUGUUAUAUAUUAAAUCUCAAGAAGAAAUUGAUUUUAGCUAGUGAAAAAGAACACAUAUCUACAAAUGAUAAUCAUUUUAAUCAUUGUUGUCAAAAUACUACUAAACAAUGCAAUGAAAAAUUAACAAAAAUUAAUAAUGUAGAAUCUGAAAUUACAAAUGGAUUAAAUUCAACAGAACAUGAUUUAGAGAAACGUAUUCAAACUUCUUCUGAAUGGUAUCAUGAAAAUGAUCGCAGAAUACCAUAAACUUAUUUAUAUAAUAAAAUUGUAUAAUUUAAACAUUACAUUGAAACUUAUUGUUGUUAACGAACCCCCCCCCCCAAAAAAAGAAACAUAAUAAUUUUAUUUACAUUUGAUUGAAUGAAUUUGAAUUUCUACUGAAGAAAUUGUUUAAAAGCAUGCAAAAAAUAAAUACUUGAAUAAAUGAACAUUAAUUGAAACCUUUCAGAAUAUUAUAAACUUACAACUUACCGUCCAAUACCUGAUUUACAAACUAAAACGAAAUGAUAUUCUUUUGCUUUUUUUGGUUGAAACAAUACUUCCAAUUCAAUUGUUUCUUUUCCAAGUAUAACACCAAAACCAUCAUUUGGCUGAAUAUCAACAAACUAAAUCCCAAUAGAAAAAAAAACACAAAAACAUUUCAUCAAUGGUUUAAUUUAUUCUAAAUUAUCUGUGACAUUGAAUAUAUAAUGAAUAAUUUACACUAUCAAUAAUUACUAUUCUAUCAAUUAUACUUUGAAACUGUUCAACGAAACAAGAAAACGUAUUCAUCACUCAUUUGGCUUGAAAAGUUCUUUAAUUAUUAUUUCAUAAUCCAUAUAUAUCUAACAUACAUUAAAGUUUCAUUAGACAUUAAAGAUUAGAAUGUGAACAAUGAAUAUACGUAAUAGAAGUUAAGUGAAUAUAUUUAGUUUAAAUAAAACAAAUUUGAAAAU